CCUCCUGCUCGUAAUGCGCGACAGAGACACGCCUUCUCAAAUCCAGAGGAACCGGUCAGUCGACGGGCCCGACAGUGUCAACACUGCACGAAACGUGAGGAAGAUGGAGUCACGAUGAGGAAGUGUAGCGCAUGUCAGGUCGACAGGUACUGUAGCAGGAACUGUCAGAAAGCCGCAUGGCCUGUUCAUAAGCACAUCUGCAAGCUUAACCAGGAGACGGUGACCACCCUUGAAGCUCGGCCGGCGGCGUACCUCGAACGCCUCGAAGCUCUGCGCGACUUCACGCGCAAGCACCGUGCUACCAUUUCCGAGGCUGCCUUUUUCUCCGUUCGCCACAACUACCUCCCACCUUCCACCUCGGACCCUGUCGCUGCCUCCAAGGAACGCGAAGAUGUGCUCGUCAUUGAAUUGCGGACCCGGCCGAACGCUCACCGCGCACGGCCCGAGAAACGCUUCUACGUGAUGGGUGCACAGCUCGAGACAUUCUCUUCCUUCUUCCCGGAAGAGAAACUCGACGAGAUGCACUUGAGGCUCCGGAACUGCAGAGAGGAGGCGACGGCGCAUCGAGGACCGAGUGGAGCCGUAAUCGUUGUCUUCAGCCUCAAUGACCCUGACAUGGAGCUCAUGAACGUCAUGCCGGUUGCUUUCCUGCUCGAUCAAAGCGACGUAGAGGAACUGGGCAGACCGUGGAAGGAGUUCCUCAUCCAUAUGUUG
This is a messenger RNA of Rhodofomes roseus, 714 nucleotides long. RefSeq lists its product as uncharacterized. The transcript has 2 exons. The record is from RefSeq and is a predicted model, not a curated record. NCBI's taxonomy places the organism in Eukaryota, Fungi, Basidiomycota, Agaricomycetes, Polyporales, Fomitopsidaceae. The annotation marks the transcript as partial.